GGAAUCUGCCCUCGCCGCUCUUGCCCUGCUCUUGCCCCGCUCACGCUUAGCGCUGGCCUUUUCCCCAUCUUGAACAAACUGUACAACAACUGCCUGUGUUGUGCCAUAAGCAAACCCAACUCCUUAUUCCCGCAGUCUGUGAUCGACCUCUGCCGUGUUUGUUCCUUUUCUACUCUCACAACUGCUACGUACGGCGCUCCGCGAACUCCCAUACGAAAUAUGUCCCGACGAGACUACCCACCCUCUUACUCGUCCCGCGACGAAGGCCAGAGCUACGGCAACAACGGUUACGGCAACGGCAGCCAAGGCGGUCGCUACGCUCCACAGGACAAAACCAACUACGGAGAGAAGCCGGGCAACUACCGGUCCAACGGCGGCGGCGGCGGCGGCGGGUAUGAGGCACCGAACAAAUGGGCAGCAGCAGCAUCCCGCCAAGAGUCCCACCAGGGCACCGGUUACAAAAACUACGACGACAGCCCCUACCGCUCCUGGGAGACCGUCAACGACGAACCCGAAGACUACGACAACGAAGGCUGGCUGACCCGCAAAACCCAAAAAGUGCAGAACGACUCGCUCAUGAGCACCCGCCGCACCGUCGCGCGGAUAGCAGAGGCCGACACGCUCGCGCAGAGCAACAUGGCGCGGUUGGAGUCGCAGGAGGAGCAGCUGAUGAAAGUGAAUACGAGGAUGGAGAGUGCGGGGCAGUACGCAAAGGUUGCUGACGCAAAGACGGAUCAUUUGAAGUCGUUGAAUCGGAUGUUCUUCAUGCCUACGUUUGGGAGCAAGAAGGCGAAGAAGAGGGAGGAGAAGUACGCUGCUGCUGCCAGCGCAUAUGCCUCGUCUCCCGCUGCCGAGGAGGAGAAUGCCGCCCCCGAGCCAUCGAGGGGCUACGGCCGUUACGCCGAUGAAAGCUACGGUCGCUCUAACAACGGGCAACGCUCCUACUCCACCCCGGCCAACAUCGAGCGCGACGCAACAGAAGAGGAGAUCGACUCCAACAUCGAUCAGAUCUCGGCUGGGCUGGGGCGGUUGAAGAUGAUGAGUCAGGCUAUGAAUGAGUCGUUGGGCAAACAGACGGGGUUGAUCAACAAGAUUUCCGAUAGGACGGAUUAUACGAGGGAUCAUUUGCGGAAUACUACCAGGAAGAUUGAGAAUAUCAAGUAGGGUAGACAACACAAUGUAUAUAGCGGCCCAGGGAUUGGCGUAGGUAGAAGCUGCGGGCAGGUCUCUUUUUUUUAUUCCUCCCUUUCAAUCAAGGAUUUUGUACAUAUAGGCCUGUUUUCCGGCUCAUGCUGAGCUCAUGCACCCGUGAGGGAUGGUGGUUUAGAUUAAUUUGGCCUUCGCAUUCCGAGCUAAUGGCGCCAGGUCAUCAGCGCAGAAGAGAAACGGGCUCUGCUACUGUUCAACCAAGAGGCGAAUAUGAGGAAAGAGACGGAGAUCAUUGCAAAUUUCAAGGAUAUGGUGUCGGCC
Fimicolochytrium jonesii is the source of this 1470-nucleotide messenger RNA. RefSeq lists its product as uncharacterized. The coding region runs from base 220 to 1164 and encodes 314 amino acids. Lineage: Eukaryota; Fungi; Chytridiomycota; Chytridiomycetes; Spizellomycetales; Powellomycetaceae. The transcript has a single exon. Gene Ontology annotation, cellular component: plasma membrane; SNARE complex. Gene Ontology annotation, biological process: vesicle fusion; exocytosis. Gene Ontology annotation, molecular function: syntaxin binding; SNAP receptor activity. The record is from RefSeq and is a predicted model, not a curated record.